Messenger RNA from Dipodomys ordii (Ord's kangaroo rat), 510 nucleotides. Its product is annotated as NF-kappa-B-activating protein-like. NCBI's taxonomy places the organism in Eukaryota, Metazoa, Chordata, Mammalia, Rodentia, Heteromyidae. Bases 127 to 510 code for a protein of 127 amino acids. The record is from RefSeq and is a predicted model, not a curated record. The transcript has a single exon.
GUCUCUAAGCUUUCUUCGGGUUUAGUCGCUUCGGUGAUGCGGCUUGUAGGAGCCAAGGCAGUCCACAUUCUUGGAGGGUCGUGAGUGCCACCUCCAUGUCCUGCCGCGUCGGCGAAAACUGAAGUAAUGUCUCCGGUGUCUCGAUCCCGAAGCCCUGAGUGGGAGGCCAGUGGUUCCGGAGGAAAACGUCGCAGUUCCUCGAACAGCCCCAAGCCCAGCAAGUAUGCCCGCUCCCCGCGAGGCCACCGCUCCCGUUCGCGCUCGUGUUCUCGGUCUGGUGACCGGAAUGGCCUCAGCCAUCAUCAGAGCGGCCUCAGCCAAAGCUCCCGAAACCAGUCUUACCGCUCCCGCUCGCGCUCGCGAGAGCGCCCCUCUGCGCCACGCAGCACCCCCUUCGCUUCUGCCUCCUCGUCCACCUACUAUGGCGGCUACUCGCGCCCCUACGGCAGCGACAAACCGUGGCCUAGCCUCCUGGACAAGGAAAGAGAGGAGAGCCUUCGACAGAAGUGA